This is a messenger RNA of Microthlaspi erraticum, 714 nucleotides long. NCBI's taxonomy places the organism in Eukaryota, Viridiplantae, Streptophyta, Magnoliopsida, Brassicales, Brassicaceae. The record is from the annotation of a GenBank genome assembly.
AUGGCUUUGAUCAAGAGCAAAUCCUUCUUCAAGUCCUUGCUGAUUCUUGUGGCACUUUUUGGAGCUGCCGUUGGAGGAACCGUUCACAAAGUCGGCGACUCAAAGGGAUGGACGAUGAUGGGUGCGGAUUACGAGGCUUGGGCUUCUUCAAGAACGUUUAAAGUCGGAGACUCUUUGGUCUUUGAAUACGACAACGAGUACCACGACGUCACUGAAGUCACUCCUAAUGAUUUCGAGCUCUGUGAACCGUCUAGUCCGCUAGCGACGUACCGAACCGGUUCUGACACGGUCAGUCUAACCAAACCGGGAAUCCGAAACUUUAUAUGUGGAACUCCUGGACACUGCAAGAUAGGUCAAAAGCUUCAAAUCCUCGUCUUACCAGCCUCGUUGGGUCCCGUUGCAGCUCCGGUUCCUAGAUCGGUCCAAUCAAGAAGCUCGUCCUCGUCUCCUUCACCGUCACCGUUUGCUGAUUCACCGGAUAACAAUGGUCCACAGUACCAGAUGGGACCAUCAUCACCAUCACAUUCACCAGCUCCCGUUCCUAGAUCGGUCCGAUCAAGAAGCUCGUCCUCGUCUCCUUCACCGUCUCCUUUGGCUGAUGCACCAGUUAACAAUGGUCCACAGUAUAAGAUGGGACCAUCACCAGCUCCACAAAGCGCAGCUUCAAACCCUAGUGUUUGGAUUGGAUUCUACUCAGUGCCGUGCGAAGGUUAA